AUGCAAGGCUCAGGAAGAGACGAUCAAAGAAGAUAAUAACAACCUUAGUUCGGUUUUGGCAGUGGUUAGGGUAUGGGAGGUAUCCCAGCACACAUGGAUGACAAUGAAAAGAUUAUUAUUAGUGGGCAUAGGACCAAGCAAGGCAGAGGCUAGCAGUUGACAUAAAAAGAUCUAGUCUUAAACAGAGAUCACUCUGGUAUGUUUGCUGAGAAGAUGGCUUCAGUUAUUGGACCCUCUUACGUUUUUGCAUUCUUCAUUGGAGCUGGAGUUGGUCUCACCCAAAUCCCUCCUCCUCAAGCCAGAAGAACCUACAGGCUAUUAGCAAAUAAUUACCUUAACAAUAUUGGAAAGACUUCAUCUAGAUAUGCCAAUCACGUUGGAGCUGCAGUGUUCUUAUACAUGCUUGUAGGUAAAUCAAUGAACUUUGUGAUGCAAGAAGAACUUGAGAAUGUUAGCGAAGAGGCGAGAAGCGCUGUGUUCGGAGCAAUGACAGGAGCUAUCUAUAAAUGCACAAGAGGAUUUAGACCCAUUAUAUUUGCAUCCAUCCUUGGAGCUGCCUGUGGAAGCGCCUACACCUAUGCCUGGGCCAAGGGGAACCUCAGACCAUCGUUUAUGUGA
Messenger RNA from Stylonychia lemnae, 618 nucleotides. NCBI's taxonomy places the organism in Eukaryota, Ciliophora, Spirotrichea, Sporadotrichida, Oxytrichidae. The record is from the annotation of a GenBank genome assembly.